Molecule: messenger RNA, 3489 nt
Organism: Vanessa atalanta (red admiral)
Lineage: Eukaryota; Metazoa; Arthropoda; Insecta; Lepidoptera; Nymphalidae
Gene: l(2)gl
Product: lethal(2) giant larvae protein
Exons: 26
Coding region: 155-3463 (1102 amino acids)
Biological process (GO): regulation of Notch signaling pathway; cortical actin cytoskeleton organization; regulation of protein secretion
Cellular component (GO): cytoplasm; plasma membrane; cortical actin cytoskeleton
Molecular function (GO): syntaxin binding; GTPase activator activity; myosin II binding
Source: RefSeq, a predicted model, not a curated record
GUGUGGGUGCGUUUCGUGUGCGUACGUUCAUGAAUAUUAUGUUCUUGCAUUGUGUUUGUAUGUAUUUCUGACGCCGUUGUGACUUGUCUGUCAUUCCUCUAAAUUUGGAUUUUAUAACUAAAAAUCUUCAAACUGUCGUCUUCAGGCCGGCAGAAUGCUAAAGUUUAUACGUGGGAAGGGCCAGCAGCCCUCUGCAGAGAGGCAGAAACUGCAAAAUGAGCUGUUCGCUUUUCGCAAGACAGUCCAACACGGCUUUCCUCACAGAGCGUCAGCUCUCGCAUGGGACCCUCUAUUAAGACUCGCUGCCCUGGGAACGGCUUCUGGUGCCCUGAAAGUAUACGGGCGCCCAGGUGUCGAGUUAUACGGACAACACACCAACCUAGACUCACCUGUCACACAAAUACAUUUUAUUCCCGGCACAGGACGUUUAAUAUCACUAUGCGACGAUAACAGUUUACAUUUAUGGGAAAUAAACGAGAAAUCCCUCGUAGAACUUAAAUCACACGCCUUCGAAGGCAAAAAUAAAAAGAUAUCUUCAAUAUGCGUGGAGUCAUCCGGCAAGAACCUACUACUCGGCACAGAGGGAGGUAACAUCUACACUAUCGACUGCAACGCUUUCACACUAAACGAGGAUGUUAUUUAUCAAGAUGUUGUUAUGCAAAACUGUCCCGAAGACUUCAAAGUGAAUCCUGGUGCAGUAGAAUCAGUUUGCGAACACCCAAAAGUACCAAGCCGUAUCCUGAUCGGUUACAAUCGUGGUUUGGUGGUACUUUGGGACAGAGUGGCGGCGGCACCAACACACACUUUCGUCUCCAACCAGCAGUUAGAAAGCUUAUGUUGGAACGAUGAAGGCGAACACUUCACAUCAUCUCACAACGAUGGGUCGUACGUCACGUGGGAGGUGGCGGGCGCGGCGAGCGACAGGCCGCUCAAAGAACCCGUCACGCCUUACGGACCCUACCCAUGCAAAGCUAUCAAUAAGAUCCUCACCAGGACCAGUGUGGAUGGGGACGAGAUCACAAUAUACGCGGGAGGCAUGCCCAGAUCGUCAUACUCUGACAAGUACACUGUGACCGUACAACAGGGCGAGAAACAUGUUGCCUUCGAUUUCACAAGCCGAGUGAUCGACUUCUUCACAACUACGCCCGUGCCGCCCGACGGCGUGCCUCUACAAGAGACAAGACCCGACACGCCAGCUCAGAUACAAGUGCAGACCGUCAACCAAGUCGCAGCUUGUUUGGUGGUGCUGGCGGAGGAGGAGCUGGUGGCGCUGGACCUGUGCGACGCGCGCUGGCGGCCGCUGCGCCUGCCCUACCUCGUGUCCGUGCACGCGUCCGCCGUCACCACCGCGCACCUCGUCGACCAGGUGGCCGACGGCGUCUACGACAACAUCGUGGCGGCCGGACAACAGCAAACGGAAAACGUGUACUCUGAAGGACCGUGGCCGAUAUCCGGCGGUAUCGUGGAGACACCCGAGUGCUCGGACCGCCAGGUGCUGCUGACGGGCCACGAGGACGGCUCCGUGCGUUUCUGGGACGUCAGCGGGGUCGUCAUGACGCCGCUCUACAAGUACACCACGGCGCCGCUGUUCAGCGGUGAAGAGAUUGGCGAGAACAACGACAGUCAGAACGAUGAAGAGGAAUGGCCUCCAUUCCGAAGAGUCGGUACUUUUGACCCGUACAGUGACGAUCCAAGACUUGCUGUUAAACGAGUUCUCCUUUGUCCACUGUCCGGUAUGCUGACAAUCGGUGGGGCGGCCGGUCAGAUCGUUAUCGCUAGCUUAAAAACAUCACCUAGCACAGCAGAAGUUAAGUCGAUUCCCGUAAAUAUAGUGUCAGAUCGCGACGGAUUUGUAUGGAAGGGACACGAUCAGCUGACAUUACGUUCCGGUCCCCUUACAUUCCCAUCCGGCUAUCAGGCCAGCGCCGUGGGGCAGCUGUCGCCGCCGGCCGCCGUGACGGCGCUGAGCGCGCAGUGGGAGUGGGGCGUGGUGUGCGCGGGCACGGCGCACGGGCUGGCGCUGCUGGACGCGCUGCGCGUGGUGCCGCUCACGCACAAGUGCACGCUCAACCCGCACGAUCACUCGGGCGCUGGAGAUACGCCGAUUUCGAGACGAAAAUCUUUCAAGAAGUCCCUGAGAGAGUCUUUCAGACGUUUACGGAAGGGUCGCUCGCAGAGACGUCAAACUACAACUUCAGCUAGUCCCACUUCGCCGGCACAACCAGCUGCUAAGAAAUCAGCCGAGAAAAUCAGCGAAGUGGACGCGGACGUGAAGCCGAUCGAGCGCGCGGUGGAGGCGCGCUCCACGGACGACGCGUUCGGCUCCAUGGUGCGCUGCCUGUACUUCGCGCGCACUUUCCUCAUCAACACACAAAAUUCGACGCCAACUUUAUGGGCCGGUACGAACAACGGAACCGUAUACGCAUUUACGAUAAACGUUCCCAACACGAAUAAACGAAAAGAGGAACCGGUAACCUGUCAACUUGCAAAAGAAAUUCAAUUAAAGCACAGAGCGCCCGUCAUCGGCAUCACAGUAUUAGAUGGAGCUGCCGUACCUCUGCCUGAUCCAUUAGAGGUGGAGCGCGGCGUGGCGGCGCUGCCGGAGGGCGGAGCGCACCGCGUCGUCAUCACGUCGGAGGAGCAGUUCAAGGUGUUCACGCUGCCCGCGCUCAAGCCGCACAACAAGUACAAGCUCACCGCGCACGAGGGCGCACGGGUGCGUCGCACGGCGUUCGCGUGGUUCUCGUGCACGGGCAGCGGCGGGGAGCGGCACCGCGAGUGGUGCCUGCUGUGCCUCACCAACCUGGGCGACUGCCUCGUGCUGUCGCCGGACCUGCGCCGCCAGCUCAACGCGGCCGCCGUGCGCAAGGAGGACAUCAAUGGCAUUUCCAGUCUUUGCUUCUCAAAACGAGGCGAGGCUCUGUAUCUUCACUCGUCAUCAGAACUUCAAAGGAUUACGCUCUCUGCUACUAAGGUGACGAUCGCGCAAUGUCACGUCUUACUAUCACCUUGGGCUGCGGCUUUACGCGGUCCGCCUGAAGAAACUCCUCUGACUAAUGGAGAACAUAAAGAGGAGGCGGCGGCGGAGGCGCACGACGUGACGGCGGCGUCGGGCGACAUCACCGUGGACUCCGUGCGCGACCACGCCGCCGAGGCCAACGAACUCAACAUCAACCUGCAGAAUUCACAAGUGAACACGACCUCCAUGGUCGUAAAGACGACGACGAGGACAAUGAUAAACGAGAACAACACGGACGGUGGCGUCAGCACCACCACCACUACGACCACCACCAACUCCACUAACGAAAACAUCCUAGAGCACAGUCGCGAGGAGGGCGUCAUCACUCGUAUUGAGACGGGCACCGUGACGGUGCCGGCCGGCACCGACCCCAAGCUGAUCCUGGAGAUGUUUGACCGCCAGCGCUCGCCGCUCGCCGUGCCCGUGCCGCCUGCGGAGUCCUAGCCGCCGAAAACUUCAAUUCUAAAUUC